Molecule: messenger RNA, 1041 nt
Organism: Erigeron canadensis
Lineage: Eukaryota; Viridiplantae; Streptophyta; Magnoliopsida; Asterales; Asteraceae
Product: cytokinin riboside 5'-monophosphate phosphoribohydrolase LOG7
Exons: 7
Coding region: 116-769 (217 amino acids)
Biological process (GO): cytokinin biosynthetic process
Cellular component (GO): cytosol; nucleus
Molecular function (GO): hydrolase activity, hydrolyzing N-glycosyl compounds
Source: RefSeq, a predicted model, not a curated record
UCUUAUUAUUCUCAAAACCCCCCUCUUCUUUCUCCCUUGUUCCAGGAACCAAACCCACCAUCAUCAUCUUUUACCAAUAUAUUUCCGACAUAAUAAAAACAGAAGGUAAUAAGAUAUGGAAGGUGAAACAACAAAAUCAAGAUUUAAGAGAAUAUGUGUUUUUUGUGGAAGUAGCCCAGGAAAGAAACCUAGCUACCAAGAAGCUGCUAUUGACCUUGGCAAAGAACUGGUGGAAAGAAGGAUUGAUCUAGUGUAUGGAGGUGGCAGCGUGGGUCUGAUGGGUCUUGUUUCUCAGGCAGUUCAUGAUGGUGGGCGCCAUGUUCUAGGGGUUAUACCAAGGACCCUAAUGCCCAGAGAGAUAACUGGUGAGCCGGUUGGUGAAGUUAAAGCAGUGGCUGAUAUGCAUGAAAGGAAAGCUGAGAUGGCUCGUUUAGCUGACGCCUUUAUUGCUCUCCCGGGUGGCUAUGGAACUCUAGAAGAACUGCUUGAAGUCAUCACAUGGGCUCAACUCAAAAUCCACCAUAAACCCGUUGGUCUGCUGAAUGUGGAUGGUUACUAUAACUCAUUGCUGUCUUUCAUUGAUAAAGCCGUUGAUGAAGGCUUUAUCUCACCAAUUGCUCGACGGAUUAUUCUCUCUGCUCCGAAAGCCAAAGAGUUGGUGAGACAACUCGAGGAAUUUGUUCCUGAGUAUGAUGAAAUUGCAUCAAAGUUGACGUGGGACGAGGUGGAUAGACUAAGUUAUGUACCGGAGGCAGGAGUUCCAACGUAGAAGUGUGAUCGAUGCGUAGUAACCUUUUUUUUGGUGGGAUUAGUAGUCGGAUUAUAUAUACUUUGGGGGUAUAUAUGAAUGAUAUAUAUACAGACUUUUGAACUGGUACAUCUCCAUGGGAAGGGCCUGUUUUGGUAUUUUGGGGGAUUAAUGUCCUUCACAUUACUCUUAAAAAGUUUCAUGUACAUGAUAUGGAGAUGAUACUCUUGGUUUUGCAAGUUAUGGCUAUCUAUAUUUUGCAAGUUUAAUGGCUAUUUAUAUUUUGCUUUUGU